AUGGGAAUCAGAUUCAUGCUGCUGGUGAAUAAACUCGGACAGACGCGACUGGCGCGGUACUACGACGGCACGCCGACGGAACGAAGCGCGCGGAAUCAGUUGGAGGGUGAGAUCGUGCGACGAUGCCUGGCGAGAGGGGCGAAAGAGUGCUCGUUCGUGGAACAUAGGGAGUUUAAGUUGGCGUACCGGCGGUACGCGUCGCUGUUUUUCAUCGUCGGAUGCGACGGAGAGGAGAAUGAGCUGGCGAUGUUGGAGUUCGCGCACUGCGCGGUGGAGACGCUGGAUCGACACUUUGGGAACGUGUGCGAGUUGGACAUCAUGAUGCAUUUGGAUAAGGUGCACUGCAUCUUGGAGGAGAUGGUGAUGUGCGGGGAAAUUGUGGAGACGAAUAAGCUGUUGGUGACGCAGGAGGCGUGUAAACAGAUCGAUGUGCAAGAGAAGGGGUAUCCAUAG
Ostreococcus tauri is the source of this 453-nucleotide messenger RNA. Its product is annotated as Adaptor protein complex, sigma subunit. Bases 1 to 453 code for a protein of 150 amino acids. The record is from RefSeq and is a predicted model, not a curated record. Lineage: Eukaryota; Viridiplantae; Chlorophyta; Mamiellophyceae; Mamiellales; Bathycoccaceae. Gene Ontology annotation, biological process: protein transport; vesicle-mediated transport. The transcript has 2 exons. Gene Ontology annotation, cellular component: intracellular membrane-bounded organelle.